Messenger RNA from Aspergillus sclerotioniger CBS 115572, 854 nucleotides. Its product is annotated as dolichol-phosphate mannosyltransferase subunit 3. Gene Ontology annotation, biological process: GPI anchor biosynthetic process. Gene Ontology annotation, cellular component: endoplasmic reticulum membrane; dolichol-phosphate-mannose synthase complex. The transcript is spliced from 3 exons. Lineage: Eukaryota; Fungi; Ascomycota; Eurotiomycetes; Eurotiales; Aspergillaceae. The record is from RefSeq and is a predicted model, not a curated record. Bases 93 to 371 code for a protein of 92 amino acids.
CAUAGGUUAUCUCUUUUACUUACCCGUUCUAACUUAUCCUACCUUCCUUGCGACCUAUUCUUUGUCCUCGCCAUCCAUUUUGUGACUCCAUCAUGACGCGUGCUCAGCAGACUCUCUCGGUUCUCCUACUUGUCUCUUCGCUCUACCUUGUCUUAUACCUGGGUCUUGUUCCUCUUAACGAAACAGUCCAAACAGAAAUCAUUCCUGUUUUGCCAUUCUACGCACUAAUAUGCUUCGGCUGUUAUCUUCUUGGCCGGCUGGGUCUGGCGAUUUUGACUUUCAAUGACGUUCCCGAGGCGCAUGAGGAGCUACAAAAGGAGAUCGAACAGGCCAAGGCCGAGUUGCGCAAGGCGAAUGUCGACGUCGAUUAAAUUCUCUAUUCUGUUCAGCCAUUUACGCGCGAUGGGAUUUUCUGGCGGUGGUCUCAAUUUCAACGUUGGGUCUCUCGAGGGCGUUAAAACCGCCCCGUACGCAGAAGCGCCAUGGGGCUGAAGUAACUACUAGGUAAUGGAUUCAGCGCUAAAUUGAUGUUGUGUUUACGGCCUUGUGCUGUGCGAGAAUGUCUAGCCUGGGCGAUACUGAUACCCACCUUACCAUCGCGCCUGUGGGUACAGCUCUGCGUUGUAGGCCAUCUAAACCCCCUAUCGCAUGGUGCUUGCCCUACAGGUGCAAAUCUUAUAUCACCUCUUAAUACUGAGCGGCCUGAAAGGGAUGGGUUCUUCAACGAGUAGCCUACUGUAUGCUACGUUUAAACAAACUAGAAUGCUAGUCCAUGUGAUACCGGUCAUUAAAACUGAAUGUGUCCAAGGGGCGCCCAUGACCGGUAUGCAAGCAAUGAUCUUCGUCAUCCACAG